AAAACUGGCUCUGUUAUUUGGGUCCGGUAGGUGAAUGAAAGAAGAUUGAAUUGAAAUUCAUUUUUUUCUUUUUUGCAUGUGCCGAUUUCAGAUUUGUUUUUCUUCCUUCAGAAGAAAUGAGGAAAAAGCUCAAAAAGAUUUUUAAAUGGCAUCACAAAAAGAACAAAAAUCCAGCGGUCCCCACUUUUGAGGAGAAUCUACAAGCAUGCCGCUUUGUGGACGCAGGGAAACAACUGAUCACCCGAGAACACCGUCUGUUUGAGUUGAAGAAGGAUGGGAUUGGAUCCAAAAUGAAGCUGGUGGAGGAAGAGGAAGAUUCAGGGGCUAGACUAGCAAAAGACUACGAGGACUGGCUGGAGUCGGUGAUGCAGACGCUGGAAAACUCCCUCGACCUCCAGAGUCCUGAGGUGCUGAAAGAAGCAGUCCAAGCCAUACUGCAGGAGGAGGAGCAGGACAUGCGCUGGGAAGGGUUUCAAGACAAGGAACGCCCACCAUGGAGACCGAGGAGGUCUAAACAGAGCCACGAUGCUCUGCUGGAGAGACUCGUUCAGAGGAGGAUGGAAGAAACACAGUUAGACUCAAGAACUGAGAUACGUUCCUGCUUGCAGCAAUCCAUCAUUUGCAAAGUGAAACGUCUGAAAGAAGACUUGCUGAAAAUUGCAACUUGGGUGAGCGGCUGCUACCCAGAACAGAUGAAUGUGUGCCAGUUUUAUGCCACACUGUACCAUAAGACCUUCAGUGCAAGUCUGAGUGAAGUCACAGAGUACACAUUGUGUGAUGAGGACUGCAUACUUUUAUUGCAGUUGGUGAACCAGGAUUACCCCAAUAUUCUAAAUGGCAGGAUAAUAAAAGAAGUGAUUGAUCACUCAAAGCUUGAUCCGCUGCUUCCUGAAGACAAGAUUGCACCACUGGAACAGCAGUUUUUGACCAUAGAAGAGAGAGAGGUGAGGAAGUGCCUUCACAAAAUUUUGGACCGAGAGGAAUCAGCCUGGAAGGAGGGAGAACUUCCACAGCUGAGAGACCAGGUGUUCUGCUGUGAUCAGGCCAUUGAUGUCAUCCAGUGCUUACAUAAACAUGUAGAGUGUGCUCAAAAAGUGUUAGGCGAUGAGACAAAAGCACAGAGGAUCACAUGUCAGAUGAGACAUUUUCUGACAGAUUACAAAGCAUUUCAUGCGAAGGCCAUGAAGAGCAAGCAGACCAACACUGAGGCUGUCUUGAUGGUCAACCUCUCAUGCCUCAUACAGUGCAGAGACUACAUUACAAGCAAAGCACAUCUGUUCCCUGAAGAUGUGAAAACUGAUUGUCUCUCUUUAUUGGCGACCAUGAUAAAAGGCAGCCACCAACAUUUCACUUCUAAUAUGCUUAAGAAUCUCAAGGACUUGUACAGGAAGGUGGGUUCCAGCGAGUGGCUCAACGACAGCGAGGGUGUAUGUGAAGAGCUGCUUGCAGAGCUGGACAGACAUAUUCAGAAAUUCAACAAUUUGGACAGAAUCUGUUGCCAGGAGCUGCUUGGGGGAAUGCAUAAGGCAUUUCUAGCUGAAUUUGUCCGGAAAAUGAUGAAGCAAAAAAUCAAACUUUCAGAUAAAACACAGCAACAGAUGGCAGCAUCAUCACUCUGCAUAAACAGUGAACGUAUUCAUACAUACUUCACUGCAGCUGGAUCAAACAUGGAUUGGUUGAAAGACAUCCUUCCCAAUUUAGCGGGCCUGCUGAAGCUACAGGAUCCUGACACUAUAAAGUUAGAGCUGGCAAGUCUGGUGACGCUUUACCCUGAUCUCAGUGAGUGUCAUAUUUCUGCUUGGCUGAGACUCAAGGGAAAUCUUUCUCCAUCGGACCUCAAGGAGAUCCGGGAGAGCAUCACUUUCAGCAAGGAUCAGCUCAGGGAAACGCAGGACUCACUCCAGUUUGGCAAGAGCUUUUUUUCUAUAGUGAUGAUCAAAUGAAUUUUGGGUCGUAACAUUGCUUGUGCAUAUUUGCUUGCUUUUGUAGAACUGCUUGUGCUUGAUCAUUUUGCAAUCAUUUUGUACAUACUCAAAUUCUUUGUGAUAAAAUUGCGUAAAAAAAUCACCAUUUCUACAUUUUGUGUUAUUUCUUUGUCUUUGUUUUUUACUCUACGGUUUACCAAUGUAAUGUGGAUUAUGAAAAAUAAAUGUGUCUUGUUA
Carassius gibelio (silver crucian carp) is the source of this 2162-nucleotide messenger RNA. Its product is annotated as tumor necrosis factor alpha-induced protein 2. Bases 117 to 1943 code for a protein of 608 amino acids. Gene Ontology annotation, cellular component: exocyst. Lineage: Eukaryota; Metazoa; Chordata; Actinopteri; Cypriniformes; Cyprinidae. Gene Ontology annotation, biological process: exocyst localization; exocytosis. The transcript is spliced from 11 exons. The record is from RefSeq and is a predicted model, not a curated record. Gene Ontology annotation, molecular function: SNARE binding.